Moneuplotes crassus is the source of this 1581-nucleotide messenger RNA. NCBI's taxonomy places the organism in Eukaryota, Ciliophora, Spirotrichea, Euplotida, Euplotidae. The record is from the annotation of a GenBank genome assembly.
UAAUAGCAGAAUAUAUAAAAUGAAUUCAAAUAACCUCCAAAAAGACCCAGAGACCUUCACUUCUGCUCCUACUUAUUCAAUAACCACCUCUAGAAGUCUCUGAGAGAAGCUAGCUUCUUCUAUGACUUCUGAGGAGUUUAGGUGUCGUACUGGAAUUGUGCUUGGUUUUAGCUCUCAAAAGAGCAACACUAAAUCCAUCUUAAAUUUCAUCCUUACUCCAGACCCAGAAAUUGAGCUUGAAGAAGUCGAACAAAAUAAAAGAUUAGGCAAUGCUGAAGAAGAUGACGUAUUUAGAGAUCUUGAACUUCCUGAACUUCUUGAUUUCACAGUUGAUGAAGUCACCUAUCAUGAGUGGUUCAUUGAACAUGUUGCCAGAAUUGUCGAAAUGGCACCAGCAGGGAUUGAUAUACUUGGAAUUUAUGUUUACUGUUCACAACUGGAAGACAUCAGCAAGAUUAGUGGGCUCAUAAAAGAGCUCCGAACAAGAUUCUCCCUUGAUCGAAAUCAAACUCUUUGCUGUGCCCAAGUAAAAGGCCAUAAAGAUCUCCUAGGGUUUUAUUUAGAUGAGCAGUGGGAAGUUGACCUCCAGAGUAAUGUCAAAGUACAUUACGAUGACAGAGCUUAUGGUAUCCUUAGAGAAAUCAAUAUUAUCUUCAGACAUGAAUUUCUCUAUAGAAUUAGAGAGAAUGUAGGAGAAAAAUCUAAACCAAACCCAGAGAAUAAACCUGUUGGUCUUGAUUUUGCUGAAAUAGUCAAGAUGACUAUUGAUCAAAUAGAGGAACUGAUUCAAAACUCUAUCUAUUUUGUUCAGAGUAAACACUGAGUCAGAGCAACAGAAGAUUCAAAGACUUUUGGAGCAAUCACAGAUGAAACCUAUAACUUGGAGGAAGACAUAGAUUUUAUGAACAUAGAGCUGAUGACUCCACGUGUGAAGACAAUUCUUAAUCCUGAAGUUUCUCCUAAGAAAGAAACUAUCACUUUUAGUGGGUGUGUUCAUUCUAAAAUCUACCUUAACCUUGAUUGGACUGCUUUGGACCUGACAAAGGCAAUGACUUUAGAUAUCAAGAGAUCUUUGGAUGCUAGAAUACAGUUAAUGAAGGAUGAAUCAGAGAAAUCACAGUGUAACAUAGAUCCAUGUCUGAUCACAGAAGAGAAUGCUCCACGGUUGCAUAGUAUCUCGGUACUAUUUCCACAAAGAAUAUACCUCCAGUCCUCCCUGCUUCAGUACAGUGAUCAUGCCUUAAUCUGGGAGCAAGACCACUCUGUUCAAAGGAGAUGAAGAAGCCUCCUCAAUUUUAACCCCAAAAUUGAGAGGCUAGAGUACAUCUCAGAGCAACAGAGGAAGGAUAAGAUCUUCAGAGUUGAAGCAUUUGAGACUAAAAACAGAAAAAUUCAAGAAAAGGUUAACAAAAUGAACGCUGAGGCUGAACAAAAGUUGAAGGAAAUCAAGGAGCAUGACCAAUGGGUUGCUAGAAUGCAGCUAUAUACAUGCUUGAUCCUCUUCGUCCUUACCAUUGGAGCCUACAGCUAUGUCUAUUUAGUACUGGAUUAAGAUAUAUUUCAGCACCCAUUGUUCACAGA